This is a messenger RNA of Angiostrongylus costaricensis, 777 nucleotides long. The record is from the annotation of a GenBank genome assembly. NCBI's taxonomy places the organism in Eukaryota, Metazoa, Nematoda, Chromadorea, Rhabditida, Metastrongylidae.
AUGAGACGAGAGGUUUCGGAAGUUUGCUCGACUUCGAAAAGUGAUGAAAAACACUCUGAAAUGUUUCUCGAUGAGCCGAAAUCGAAGCAUCGCGUCAUGAAUAAGAGUGAACAUCUUCGCACGUUCUACGAACACCUCGUGUGGAAAAACUCGACGGUCGAACUGGACGACGCGCUAACGGCGAAACGUCUUGUCGAUAACGAGUGCUCGAACUGGCCACAGAUGCAGUUCCAGUUCGCUUGUAUGUACGCGUUCACUUCCUUAAUCGAGGACAACUUUCGUUUCGACAAGUACCGCCGUAUCACAUUAAGGAAGCAACUGUCGGAUCACCCAGUUUACGACUUCUGGUUGACUUUACUGGAUAGUACCUGGGAGGUUUUCUUCAAUACAGAAAAUCGGGUACCCAAUCAGAAGCUGAUGUUAUGCUUUCAAUUCGCCAUUCGACACGGUUACUGUCAGCUGGUAGAGUAUAUCUGGGAUAAAAUCGACAACAAUACGAGAGAGUACAUAGGUCUUCUGCAAUGGCGAGCGUUGUGCUUUCGAGCCAGAGAUCGUGACACGAUGCGGUUUCUCUGCACUCGUCUCUGUCACAUGAAUCCAGUGGGCAUGGCCCGAAUCUCGUGGACCAUCUUCUUCGACACUUUCUACAAUUCUAUUAAUAACGAGGAAAGCGAUAUCGUCGUCGAAAACAAAUUCCGAAAAAGGCUAGAAUUUCUCAUUGAAAACUGUUGCUCAGAACUGAGACGACGACUAUUGAAAAUGGAAAACUUUAGGUGA